GCGGUGCUCAGGUAACAUGGUCAAAAUAUGGUGUGGACUUGCGGCAACUUUUCUGUGGGCGGCGGUGGCUGGCCUCGCCGGGGAGGACUCUGUCCACGCGCGGAGUGCGGUGUGGCAGCCCAUGCUUCCGCUGCUAUCGCAUCUUCAUGGAGGGAUGCAUCCUUCGCUACCUUCUCCCAGCACCCAUGUCCCCAUGACGAAGAAGACGACAAAACACUCCCACAAUCGCACGUCAAUGAUGUCGUUGGACGACAAAGCAUCGCAUGUCAUCGAGUUUGUUCGCAAGCAAAUGCAGGCGAAUGGUUUUCCUGGCAUGGGCAUCUCCGUCGUGUACCAGCAUAAAACGGCGAUCGUACAAGGCCUCGGAACCACAGCGGUCAAUUCGUCGUUGCCAGUGCUACCAUCAACGCAAUUCGCAAUCGGUGGGCUGUCGCACACGCUUCUAGCGUUGGCCGUGGCCAAGCUGACCGAAUCCCAUGAACUUGAAUGGAACGAUCCAAUCUCCAUGUACUUGCCGUGGUUCUCCCUCAUGGACGAAUAUGCUGCCAGCCACACGACCGUGGGCGACCUCUUGUCCCAUAACUCUGUCAUCAACAUGAUGGACGGCGCCAUGGCGGUGACCUUCGCCGUGCACGCCACUGGCCGCCCCUUGGUUGAGGCGCUACGGCAUCUCCACACCACGCAUGACUUUCGGUCUGGGUACUCUCCGACUUGGUUGAACUCGAUCAUCCUUGGCCAAGUCGUUGAAGCCGUGACCAACCAAACGUGGCAUGCCUAUAUAUUGGACGCUGUGGCCACCCCCUUGCACAUGGACGAUACGAAGGGCCGCCCUGCAGAUGCCCCCCCCAGUCAGCUCACGUCGGGCCACUUAUUCUGCAACGGCACGGUGAUCGGUCCGUUUUCAUUGGCCAAUUCGACCAUGAUGUCGUUGGGGCCACAGGGAGCGUAUGUGGCUGGGUCAUCCAUGGUCGCGUCUCUCAACGACGUGACCAAGCUGUCCCUCGCAUUGUUGCCUCGGCACAAACACGAUCGUUCAAAGCAAGCAGUAAACCAAACGGGUGACAGUGGGGGGUUGCUUUUUCAAUCGCCCAAGACACUCGCCGAGAUGACCACAGGGCAGAGCUUCAACUCGCUUAUGACCAACGUGGGACCCUGGCUGGGACUGUCGUACUCACCCUCGGGCAAUUCACUUGCAGCCGGCUAUGGCUUUGACAUUGUGGGGGACGUCAUGCAUGGCGAGCAUUUCUUUGGGGUGUUGGGCGUGGCGGGGUACGUCCCCUCGCACGGGUUAGGGGUGGUGCUGAUGUCGAAUGCCGAAGCGGCGGUAGGGGGCCUCUUCAGCGCGCAGAUGGUCAUACCGCUGGUACACUCGUACAUUCUAGGCGUGUACUUGGACAUCCCCAUCGCCACCCUCGAAAACGAGUUUGCGAACGCCAUUGCCGCCAUCGACCACCGCGCUCCCGUGCUCCCGUGUGACCCCCAUUAUUUUGAAAACAAACCGUGGGAUGUGCCUGGGGUGGUCAUUCCAGAUAAGACCAAGCGCCAGCUCGUGGGGACGUAUAAUAGCACCGAGUCGGUGUUCUACGGGGGCGUUGCCGUGUACAUUGACCAUGAAGCCAAAGACAGGGACCUGGUUCUUCAAUAUGGAGAGUACGCGCGUCGGUUGAUUGCAACGGGGAACGAUGGUGUGUACAUGUGGGCGUUGGAAGCCCGCGGGGCGACGUUUGUCGUGCAGUUCGUCGACAAGGACGCGAGGGCCGUGCAAUUGCAUUUCUUUGGGAAAUCGUUCGUUCGCAAAUAGGCGAGUGACGGAAUGGUUUACGAGUAGCAGUGUUCUCAACAUUUGAAUAAAUGAAGUGUCAUGCAUCACCUGUGAGCCAGUGUUCACGUUGAUGCACGAAUCUAUCUCUA
Molecule: messenger RNA, 1911 nt
Organism: Aphanomyces astaci
Lineage: Eukaryota; Oomycota; Saprolegniomycetes; Saprolegniales; Verrucalvaceae
Exons: 3
Coding region: 17-1801 (594 amino acids)
Source: RefSeq, a predicted model, not a curated record